AUAAUGUCACUUUCCAAGAUAUGUAAUACCAGUGCGGUUUUCCAACGGGCGGUUUCUUCCUCGCCACCGAUAGCAUCGAAGCCCAUCAAAAGAGUUGUUUUACUUAUCUCUGGAUUCCGUCAGAGCGUUCUUUCAUUUGUAGUGGUGAAGCGAUCGACAGACCUUGUUGACUGCAGGCAAACAAUAUUAUGGACGGAGGUAAUACCAUGGUACAGAAAUACCCGCUGCACUUACUAGGGAAUAAACACAAAUAAUAGAAAUUUCAGCAGGCCUUAGUAGUGCAGUGCAAAGUCUGCUAAAAGCUAUCCAAGAACAUAACAUCUCAUCAGUGCUAAUAAUUCUACGUCAUACUUCCAAGCACAGUUGUUAUACUUACCAGAAUAUAUAAGCACGUACUUACCUUUUUCCUGGAGUGUAGCUCCCUAAUUAUAAGUAAAACAAGUUUGUGAAUAUUUUGUAAACUAUACAAAAUAAUCAAAAAUAUAACGCUGAAUUAUGACUUUGAAUUAAAACAAAUUUUGCACCCUUAACGCACAGAAAAAACGCAGGAUGUGCUAAUAUAAUAUAAAAUCUGACUCACCUAUCAUCUGUCUCGGAAGUUUCAACUGGAGCAGUCGAUGUACUACCUAAAAAAUAUACUUUAU
This is a messenger RNA of Acanthoscelides obtectus, 644 nucleotides long. The record is from the annotation of a GenBank genome assembly. NCBI's taxonomy places the organism in Eukaryota, Metazoa, Arthropoda, Insecta, Coleoptera, Chrysomelidae.